AAAAGGACUCUGCGGGUCUCGGCUUUCAUUAUCUUUUGUGGGCCUUUUCUAGUGGCCCAAACAUAUGCAGGAAGACUACCCGAUAGCUUUAUUCUUUGUACCCUUUAUCUCAUGUGCACCGGUUUUGCUGGAGCUGCUGCUUAUUUGUGCGCAUUGGAUUCUCAAUCCCACAAUUUCAAGCAGCGUCGUGGGCUCAGUAUGGGGCUAACAACAGCUUCUGUUGGCAUGUGUGGUGUGGUGUAUUCACAGAUCAAUGAUUUAUUAUUUGGAAGUGAUGACAAAAUAGCCGUGGCAUCUUUUGAAAAUGACAGCACAUACAACUUCUUGAUAUUUCUUGCAUUAUCGAUGUCAGCUGGUAUUCUUCUUGGUUCAUUUUUUUUAGGCCCAAUUAGAGACACUGCUUAUCUACCAACACUGGAAAAAAUUGCAGAAGUGUCGAUAUCCGGCAUCGAAUUUUUAAAGCAUCCCAUCGGAUUUUCAUUGUUUUGUACACUAUUUGUGGUACUUGGCGUGGGAUAUGUGUAUCUUGCCAACAUUGGACAGAUUUUGAAUGCAGUUUCCUCGGAUUCCAACCAACAUACACGUAAUGUUCAUAUCACUUUAUUUAGCCUUGGAAACUGUGCUUCGCGUGCAUUCUUUGGCGCUCUGAGUGAUCUAUUAAGAAACAAAUUGGGAAUUCAUCGACUAUGGAUAUUCGUGUUUGCUGUCAUGGCCAUGCUUGCCACUUUGACUUUCCUCGUCUCCGCUUCCGACAUAACCGCAGAAACUCUUGUUCCUUGUACCAUUGUCAUUUCCACAGCUUAUGGUAUUGUGUUUGGCGUUGCUCCUGCUACAACCACCGAAUUUGGAACAGAGGUAUUUGCCCGUAAUUGGGGGUGGCUCCUGUUUGCACCAGCCUUUGGCAGUCAGAUUUUCAAUGUGUUGUUUGGAAUCUUAUUUGGACGUCAAGCAGAAUUACAAAAAUCUCAUGCUUGUCAUGGUUCUGUUUGCUUCAAAAGUACGUUCCGUAUAGGUAUAGUUCUUGGUAUCGGUGCCCUAUCUAUACUAUCCAUGGCUAUAUAUAAAGCCGGUCUUUAUAAACGUCGCAUACCUACCAUUGACAAAAUAAAUUAA
Molecule: messenger RNA, 1113 nt
Organism: Mucor mucedo
Lineage: Eukaryota; Fungi; Mucoromycota; Mucoromycetes; Mucorales; Mucoraceae
Product: major facilitator superfamily domain-containing protein
Exons: 4
Cellular component (GO): membrane
Source: RefSeq, a predicted model, not a curated record